AUGCGGGUCAGCUGGGAAACAACCGUCGCACGAAAACGCGAGGCGCAAUGCGCGGCCAUCGCCCACUUCGAGGCUUCACAUAUGCAAGAAGUCGAGCACAGUUUGACUGACUUGGCUGACGUUGCUGUUGUAGCUGAGAAGCUUAAUCUCGGUGGGUUAAAGGUUGAGGAUGUCGUAAAGUCUUACAUCUCGAGGGCUAUUGCUGCUCAUCGGAAGACCAAUUGUUUGACUGAGAUCCUAUUUGAGGAUGCUAUUCGCAAAGGCCAGGCGCUUGACAAAAGCUUGACCGGACCGUGUUACCACGGCAGACCAUUUCACGGAGUGCCAAUGACAUUGAAAGACCAGUUCAAUGUCAUUGGUUACGAUAGCUCUAUAGGUUAUGUCGGUCGCACUUUCUCGCCUGCGACAGAGUCUUGUGCGCUAGUUAAGAUGCUGGAGUCACUGGGUGCGGUUAUCAUUGCCAAGACAAACUUGCCGCAAAGUAUCAUGUGGUGCGAGACCGCUAACCCGUUAUGGGGGUUGACUACUAACCCCCUGAACGAAGGAUAUACGUCAGGGGGCUCUACAGGGGGUGAGUCUGCACUGCUCGCUCUGCAUGGCAGUUUGGUUGGUUGGGGGACCGAUAUAGGUGGAAGUAUCCGGAUACCAUCACACAUGAUGGGAAUUUAUGGCUUCAAGCCAAGUAGCUCGCGGCUCCCUUAUCAUGGGGUACCCGUGUCAACUGAAGGCCAGGAACAUGUGCCAUCAUCGGUUGGGCCGAUGGCACGCAGCCUCGCAUCGAUUGAAUUCGUCAUGCGGCACCUGAUUCAAGCCCAGCCGUGGGAAUAUGACGCUCGAUGUGCACCUAUCCCCUGGCGUCAAGAAGUUUUCGACUCCAUCAGAUCUCGUCCACUUACAAUCGGCGUGCUGUUUGACGACCAAGUUGUACGUCCCCACCCGCCGGUCACUCGCGUCUUGACUUCUGCAAUUGCUGCACUCAAGGCGGCUGGACACGACAUUAUAGAGUGGGAUGCCACGUUACAUUCUGACAUAAUUGCGACCAUGGAUGCCUUUUACGCCGCCGAUGGCUGCGAAGAUAUCAAGGUCGACAUGGCUCGGGGUGGAGAGCCGACCAUACCCCAUGUGCAACAGUUGAUCAACCGUGCUAAACCUAUGAGCGUGUACGAGUACUGGCAACUGAACAAGAAGAAAUGGGCUCUGCAACAGGCAUAUCAUGAAAAAUGGAAGCACGUCAAGAGUCAAACAACGGGCAAAAUCGCUGACGUUCUCAUUAUGCCGCCAAUGCCACAUACCAGUGUCCCGCAUGGAGGUUGCAAAUGGGUUGGGUACACCAAGAUAUGGAACCUCUUGGAUUAUAGUGCACUGGUAAUCCCGGCGGGCAAAGUCAAACCCUCAGACGAAAAUGCACAAUGGGAUCAUGCCCCCCGCAGUGAAAUGGAUCUGUGGAAUUCUGACUUGUGGAAAACGCACAAAGCCGAAAUGGCCGAUUUGCAGCUCCCUGUUGGCAUUCAGAUAGUUGGCCGCAAAUUGGAAGAAGAGAAGGUACUUGCUGCCGGCAGUGUUAUAGACAAGAUACUUCGUCAGCAAAUAUAG
Molecule: messenger RNA, 1593 nt
Organism: Neoarthrinium moseri
Lineage: Eukaryota; Fungi; Ascomycota; Sordariomycetes; Amphisphaeriales; Apiosporaceae
Exons: 7
Coding region: 1-1593 (530 amino acids)
Source: RefSeq, a predicted model, not a curated record